GGCGGUGCCUUGGAUAACACCUGAGUUGCAGGAGCCACGCGGUUUCACUCUGCACACCAUCGACCGAUCUCGUCUCCUGUUUCUCCUUGAGGCGCCUUUUGUUUCCCUUCGCUUCUUGAGCCAACAUUGCUAUCACGGAGAUGCAAUAGUCUCGGUUCGUGCUCGUUACGAUGGAAUAACCUCUCGGCCACGGCAAUUUCCGCGCCAUCAAAAUCCCUCUUUUUUCCCCUACGCUUCACCCAGCGCGGUCAAGUCAGAUUCUAUCUCCAUCCUCCACCCACUCUCAACACCAAUUCAUGGCUCAAAACGGUCAGUUGCAUGCCAUCCAGCGCUCUGUAUGGAAAGCCAGGUUGCCUCUAGAAAUCCGACUAGCCGCCUCAGAAUGUCGAAGUUUUGACCAAGCCGAUCCCUACCUGAUCGCUUUCCCUCGACUUUCCUACUUGCCUUUGUUGCUCCCGCGUCUACACGCCUUUUUCCAAAGCUCACUGAUAGCCGACCCCGAGACCGUGUCGCCGUAUGCUGGCUAUUUUACGUACGACAACGUCCCCCUGAAGUGGCAUUUACCAUUGGGGCUUCUAUACGAUAUAUACGUCUUGUCCACGCAAGAUGCUGGUCCUGACCAUGCAGCCUCGGACUCUUUGCCGUUUCGGUUGACGUUACACUUCACUCCAGACGAGACAAGGCCGUCGAUGCUGGACGCGACCCCUGUGGUGUUGCAUGACUCGUUCAUCAAUUCAGUCAAAGAGGCAGACUUUCUUCGGUCAGGAACGGCGAAACCGAUCAUGACCUUGUCGGCCCAGGAGAGUAAGGCUUUGUGGACUUCGACCCAGGAAGGUGACUUGAUGACUUUUUCAAAAAUCUACAGCAGCCUGGUGCCAGCCCCCGGACAGUUACGCAACGUCCCUCUGCGUGUCUACCUGCCGUCUCCGCCUGAUCAAGACCCGAGUAAGGCUCAGAUAAAGGUUCUACAGUCACACAUCUCUCCUACCAUGACGGGUGUUGGUCAGACCUCACCAGCAGCACUCCGAGGUGGUAGCAGCAGUACAGGACAACCUCAGACAUUAGGCACGGCUCUACAUGAACUGAUACCAAGCCUAUUUCCCUCGCGGAGGACUCCUAUCCUCGCUACGCCUCUCUUACAUGGCGCACCUAUACCUAUGACCGCCAAUCUAGACGAACUGCUUCGUUGGGGCUGUUAUGCAGAUGGCUGGCUGUCCGUUGUACUGGCCAUGCGCGGAUAGAUGAGAUCAGAAGAGGCUACAAUAAUGAUGAAUGCAAACAGAUAUUCUAUGGAAGUGCAUGAUAAUACCCUUUCCAACCAUAGUGUGAUAUACUGAG
This is a messenger RNA of Exophiala oligosperma, 1338 nucleotides long. RefSeq lists its product as uncharacterized. The coding region runs from base 297 to 1241 and encodes 314 amino acids. Lineage: Eukaryota; Fungi; Ascomycota; Eurotiomycetes; Chaetothyriales; Herpotrichiellaceae. Gene Ontology annotation, cellular component: Atg12-Atg5-Atg16 complex; cytoplasm; phagophore assembly site membrane. The record is from RefSeq and is a predicted model, not a curated record. The transcript is spliced from 2 exons. Gene Ontology annotation, biological process: autophagy of mitochondrion; cellular response to nitrogen starvation; C-terminal protein lipidation.